AUGUACCUGCUCACUGAAAGGAGGGGGUCAGGGAGGAGGUCAGGCGCUGGUGGGGGAGGGGCGGAUGGUGAGGGAGGGGCGGAUGGCGGCGGGACAAGGACCGGUGGCCGCCGCUGGGGGCAAGGCCGGGACGCCGCUCGCAGCGGCGCCAGGGACCGGCGGCCUCCGCGGCGGACAAGGCCGGCCUCCGCGGGAGGCAAGGCGGGGCCCCCGCUCGCGGCAGGCCAGGGACCGGCGGCCUCCGCGGGAGGCAAGGCCGGGCCGCCGGCGGGCCAGGGACCGGCGCCCUCCGCGGACUCCGCAGGCGGCGGGACCGGUGGCCCGCGCCGCGCCCUUCCUUCCUCGCUCCGCGGCGACCGACCGACCGAAGACCGGAUGGCGGCGGCCCAGUGGAGGCGCGGGUGGUGGUUCCACCAGGCGCCGCGCGGGUAG
This is a messenger RNA of Panicum virgatum (switchgrass), 432 nucleotides long. Its product is annotated as circumsporozoite protein-like. The transcript has a single exon. The record is from RefSeq and is a predicted model, not a curated record. The coding region runs from base 1 to 432 and encodes 143 amino acids. Lineage: Eukaryota; Viridiplantae; Streptophyta; Magnoliopsida; Poales; Poaceae.